Messenger RNA from Culicoides brevitarsis, 1519 nucleotides. RefSeq names its product mRNA-decapping enzyme 1B (gene DCP1). The transcript has 2 exons. Gene Ontology annotation, molecular function: enzyme activator activity; mRNA binding. Gene Ontology annotation, biological process: deadenylation-dependent decapping of nuclear-transcribed mRNA; deadenylation-independent decapping of nuclear-transcribed mRNA; positive regulation of catalytic activity. Bases 55 to 1209 code for a protein of 384 amino acids. Gene Ontology annotation, cellular component: P-body. NCBI's taxonomy places the organism in Eukaryota, Metazoa, Arthropoda, Insecta, Diptera, Ceratopogonidae. The record is from RefSeq and is a predicted model, not a curated record.
GAAAUCUAUUGAUAUCCAGGACUGUUUAAAUAACUUAAAUAACAAUUAAAAAAGAUGGCAAAGGAAACAGAGACUCGCAUGAAUAUCGUGGCGAUAAACCGCGUCGAUCCGUAUGUCAAGAAUAUUGUAGAUAGCUCGGCACAUGUGGCUUUUUACACAUUUAAUGCGGAUACAAGUGAAUGGGAAAAGACCGACAUUGAAGGAGCCCUUUUCAUCUACAGUCGAAACGCAGAGCCAUUUCACAGCAUUUUUAUAAACAAUCGGUUAAAUACAAAUUCCUUGGUGGAACCGAUUACUGGACAAAUUGACUUGCAGUCACAACCACCAUUUUUAUUGUAUCGAAAUGAGCGAUCCAAAAUUCGCGGCUUUUGGUUUUACAACAGUAACGAAUGUGAUCGCAUCGGUGAUUUGCUGAAACGAUUGAUAAAGGACUGCAAAAAAACCAACAAUGCAGUGCCACACGCUGAUGUUGGCGAUGCAAAGAUUCGAUCACUUAUGCAACAACUUAAGAACACCAACAAUAACAUUAACAUCUUAUCUAUGUUGAGCAAAGCACAAGAUGAUUUCAACAAAGGUGCGUCGACGGCAAGCCCGAAUCCCAAACAGAAAGACUCUGCCACAAUUGCUUCUCAUUCCGGCAUAAAUAACCCAAGUGUAAUGAGCUUUUUUGCGGCAAUUCCUAAUGACGUCUCUUCAAUGCAACCCAUGAAGUCCAAUGGAGCGCCUCCUUUGCAUACUGUCGACGAAAUUGAAAAGAAACAACGAGGAAGCACACCGUCACACGAAAUGAGCGGUAAAAUUUCGCCGCAAAACAAUGGCCUAAGAGUGCAGAAAAAGCCAAGUACUCCCGAUGCUGAGCUAGGAACCUCGCCCAUAGUUUCGUUCUUCAAUUCAGUAUCACUGGGACAGCAUAACAUGGCAAACAACAAGAACAAACCGCUGGUCAAUGCAAUGAAUGUGAGUGACAUAGAACAGCAACAGCAAUUAUCAAACUCACAGAUUUUGGGAAAUGGUGGAAGACCGACCUUAAUUCCACCCACAAUGUUUCAGUCAAAGACACAAACUUACGGAAACGACUCAAAGAUCGAAAACACUUCGGAACUUAAACUCUUAACCAAGGAUCAGAUGUUACGUGCACUUGACUACCUUAUUAAAAAUGACACAGAGUUCGUUGACAAGCUCUACGACGCAUAUUUAAAGUCAAUGUAAUAAUAAUUAUAUGUAACUACUACUUAGUAACGAAGGAUAACAGCUUCUUGUCGUGCAAAAUGAUAUUACACAAAAUUUGAAAAGCGUGAUACUUUUGAACUUAAUCGUCUAUUUCAAACUAAAAUCCGUAAAUACAUUAGUAAAUGUGCUUUUUCACGUUUCUUUUGUUUGCUUCAUUACUUACAAAUUAAAUAUGUAUCAAUAGCUCAAAAUCAAACAAUAUAGUGUUAAAUCUGAAAAAUUGUAUAUUUAGCAUCAAGAUAUUAUUUCAAAUUAGUACAUUGGCUGUUAUUCAUCUGAGUUAUUUUAU